Messenger RNA from Abrus precatorius (Indian licorice), 3421 nucleotides. RefSeq names its product probable E3 ubiquitin-protein ligase ARI7. Gene Ontology annotation, molecular function: zinc ion binding; ubiquitin conjugating enzyme binding; ubiquitin protein ligase activity. The coding region runs from base 249 to 2021 and encodes 590 amino acids. The record is from RefSeq and is a predicted model, not a curated record. Lineage: Eukaryota; Viridiplantae; Streptophyta; Magnoliopsida; Fabales; Fabaceae. The transcript is spliced from 15 exons. Gene Ontology annotation, biological process: protein polyubiquitination; ubiquitin-dependent protein catabolic process; positive regulation of proteasomal ubiquitin-dependent protein catabolic process. Gene Ontology annotation, cellular component: cytoplasm; ubiquitin ligase complex.
UAUUAUUAUUCCAAUUUGCAAAGCUCUGGUUAGUUAGGACGAGAAAGGAUCGAAGAAAAAACCAUAAAGCAACACACACCUUUUCCUCCUCUUCCUUCCAUCGUCGUCGUCUUCUUCUUCUUCUGCUUCCGAUUCCUAAUUCUCGUUGCUGUGCCCUAGAUUUUCUCGACCCCACCGCAGCACCGUCUUUAAAUCCCUUCGAUCGCACCGGAAUUUCUAUCCCAACCCAACCACCCUCUAGGGUUCUCAUGGAUUCCGAAGAUGAUAUGCACGACGCAAACGAUGUUGAGUCUCUUGAUGACGAUUUCUACAGUGGCGAGACAGAGGAUGCUCCCAUGGAUUACUACAGCGACUACGAUGACGAAGCCGAUGAUUACUUCGACGAUGCCGACGAUUCCGACCGGAUUGAGUCUCGUCGCCCGGAGCAAAAUUUUACCAUAUUGAGGGAAUCGGAUAUCCGGCAAAGGCAGGAAGAUGACAUCACUAGAGUAGCAACAGUUCUUUCCAUUCCACGAGUUUCUGCAAGCAUACUUCUUCGUCACUACAAUUGGAGUGUUAGUAAAGUGCAUGAUGCUUGGUUUGCGGAUGAAGAUAAAGUCCGAAAAGCAGUUGGUUUGUUGGAAAAGCCAAUUUUCCAGAAUUCUAAUAGUAGAGAGCUUACUUGCGGCAUCUGUUUUGAGAAUUAUCCUCGUGCUAGGAUUGAAUCUGCUGCUUGUGGCCAUCCUUACUGCUAUUCAUGCUGGGCAGGAUAUAUUGGCACAUCAAUCAGUGAUGGUCCGGGAUGUUUGGUGCUGAGGUGUCCUGAUCCCACUUGUGGUGCUGCUGUUGGUCAAGAUAUGAUUAACCUUUUAGCAUCUGAUGAAGAUAAAGAGAAGUAUGACCGCUACCUUCUUAGGUCUUAUAUUGAAGACAAUAAAAAGACCAAGUGGUGUCCUGCUCCAGGUUGUGAGUAUGCAGUUACUUUUGAUGCUGGCAGUGGAAACUAUGAUGUAUCUUGCCUCUGUUCUUAUUGCUUUUGCUGGAAUUGCACUGAGGAGGCUCACCGUCCAGUGGACUGUGGCACUGUGGCAAAAUGGAUUUUGAAAAACAGUGCAGAAUCAGAAAACAUGAACUGGAUACUUGCUAACUCAAAGCCAUGUCCCAAGUGCAAGCGACCAAUUGAAAAAAAUCAAGGGUGCAUGCAUAUGACAUGUACUCCACCAUGUAAAUUUGAAUUUUGCUGGCUAUGCCUCGGUGCAUGGUCAGACCACGGUGAAAGGACUGGUGGUUUCUAUGCUUGCAAUCGUUAUGAAGCAGCUAAACAAGAGGGAGUGUAUGAUGAAACUGAAAGAAGAAGAGAAAUGGCAAAGAAUUCGUUGGAGAGGUACACACAUUAUUAUGAGCGGUGGGCCAGCAACCAAUCUUCAAGGCAAAAAGCUCUUGCAGAUCUACACCAGAUGCAAACUGUUCAUCUUGAGAAGCUUAGUGACACACAGUGUCAGCCUGAGUCACAGCUUAAGUUCAUAACCGAGGCGUGGUUACAGAUAGUAGAAUGCAGGCGGGUGCUGAAGUGGACAUAUGCGUAUGGGUACUAUUUGCCUGAGUAUGAACAUGCUAAAAAACAGUUCUUUGAGUACUUACAAGGUGAGGCGGAAUCUGGGUUGGAGAGACUUCAUCAAUGUGCUGAAAAGGAGCUACAACUAUUCCUCACUGCUGAUGGCCCAUCUAGAGAAUUCAAUGAUUUUCGCACUAAACUGGCUGGAUUGACCAGUGUGACCAGAAACUACUUUGAGAAUUUGGUUAGGGCAUUAGAGAAUGGUUUAUCUGAUGUGGAUAGCAAUGGAGCUGCUUCCAGCAAAGCAACGAGUUCAAAAAAUGCUGCAGGGAGCAGCAAGGGGAGGGGUGGAAGAGGAAAGGGAACUAUGCGAGGAAGCAUGUCCAGCAGAACGACUGAUGAUAAUCAUUGGUCUUGUGAACAGUGUACCUAUGCAAAUAUCAAGGCUGCCACCACAUGCCAAAUGUGCAAUCAACCGCGCCGAUGAAACUUAGAUCCUCACCUUAUAAACACGUGUCUUCUGCCCAAGGCCAAUGCGCACCAAAAGCUGAAAUGGAGUUAUUACUUAUACUUAUAUGCUGGCUCCUUUUUGUAAGGCUAUUUAAUGUGAAAGGGGGUUAAGUCACGUAAGAAAGGUUAUCCUCCUUGCACUCCUAUUGAAUACAUCCCAAUUUAAUGUAUAUAGUGUUUUAUCUGAAAAUUUACGUAUGGGGUUUAUGCAACAGGCUUCUGUAACUGAAUAUCAUAUACAGCACAUGCUGGAGAUGAACACAAAUGUGCUUGUUUGUGUCCUGAUUUCUUCUAGUAAAUCUCUUUGCAGCUUCUUUAAGUUACCUUGAAUCAGUUGUGUAUAAGUUGGGGGUAGUUUCCAUUUAAAUAAGGUCACGACGAAUAAGGACUCUUACAAAUACCAUGCUAUUAUCGCUCGAUAUUUAUAGCACUUGUGAACUUUGUGGCUUGAUUGAGAAUUUGGCUGGGUCUUAUUGGAUGUUUGACGUGUCCUUUUAAAUUAUUGCUUUGUUUAGAUAAUAUGGAAAAUAAAGGAAAAUAUGAAUAACAAUGUAUUUUUGUUUGUUUAGUUGAAGGAAAAGAGAAAGGAAAGGUGAAGAGAAAAAAUGAGUUGAAACAAAAGUUUAAUUUUCUCCUUUGUUGUAGUAUUCAGUUUAAACUUCAUUUUUUUUUCUUUCUCUCAUUGUCCUUUCACCCUACCAAACAAAGGGUAAGCGUAAAAAAUAAACCUGAUAUUUAGAGGUAUAUAAACCUGCGUGCGUGCAGUAAAUUAUAAUUUCUCACUCCUAAGCCAUUUUGGUGCGGGAGAGUCACUUUACACCUGAAAUUUGUUAGUCUUCGCUGCAUUAACAAGUACCUUUAGUUGGACAAACUUGUGCUAGGCUUAGUCUUGUCGUCUGUCACCCCGUGAUCAUGGGUUGCCAUGGUGGUAAAUCGCUCUCCAUUUGAAUUUCCUCGUAGCAACACCCCUGCAUCAUUCUUCACAAAAUUACAAAAUCAAAAUAUGCAGCCAAUCAUUGGUAGUUGUUUUUUCAGCCUACCUAAUAGAUAAAUAUCUGUGGUAGCAAAAAAAAAUACUUGUAGCAUAGAUGAUGGACCCACAAUGAAAAUGUAAUAAUCUAACGAUCUUCAAUGAUAAGAGUAUUAGUGACAGCUGGCAGCACGUCUUUGCUAAGGUUAUUGUAAAUUAUACUUGAGAGAAUGCAAAAAUUUUGAACAUUUUAAGUUUUGAUUGGCGUAUUUGUCUAUUGUACUUCCAAAUCAAAAUAAAUUUUUGAGCAAUUUCCUUUAGCACUAAUAGGUUUUUUAUGGGUUGCAUCCAAAUGGUCCUAUAUUUUGAUCUAAUUUUAAGUAGUUCUAACUAUUGAAAUUUUGUUG